This is a messenger RNA of Lycium ferocissimum, 441 nucleotides long. RefSeq names its product E3 ubiquitin ligase BIG BROTHER-related-like. The coding region runs from base 1 to 441 and encodes 146 amino acids. Lineage: Eukaryota; Viridiplantae; Streptophyta; Magnoliopsida; Solanales; Solanaceae. Gene Ontology annotation, molecular function: ubiquitin protein ligase activity. The record is from RefSeq and is a predicted model, not a curated record. The transcript has 2 exons. Gene Ontology annotation, cellular component: nucleus.
AUGUCCCAAAUCUCAUUCUCAAUCAAAUUUGAAGAAGAGGAGGAGAAGGCGGCGGCACAGGAGUUUGCGGAUGACAUAUCAGAUGAGUCGAUUCUUGAUGAAGAAAUAGAAGAAGAGGAGGAGUUUGAGGAGUUGGAGGUUGACAUAUCCGAGAAUAUGGAGACAAGAACGGAGUUUGCAAAUUAUGAAAUGUCUGAGUAUUUGGAAACAAGAACCUACCACGCUCCUGCUAUGGAUAGAGAUCUCAAUAUUGAGAAGGAACAAGAAUGUGGCAUCUGCUUACUAGAAUAUAAAGAUGAAGAUACCAUUGGCACACUUCGAUGUGGCCAUGAGUUUCAUACUGAAUGCAUCAACAAGUGGCUGCAGAGGAAGAAAACAUGUCCGAUUUGCAGAGCUCCAGUUUUGCCCACAUAUGACUGCCUAUAUCAUUCUCAAUCUUAA